Plectropomus leopardus (leopard coralgrouper) is the source of this 1754-nucleotide messenger RNA. It is a transcript of the gene abhd14a, whose product is annotated as abhydrolase domain containing 14A. The record is from RefSeq and is a predicted model, not a curated record. Gene Ontology annotation, cellular component: cytoplasm. NCBI's taxonomy places the organism in Eukaryota, Metazoa, Chordata, Actinopteri, Perciformes, Serranidae.
UUUAUGUGUAACUGUUAGGAAACACACAUUCAAUUAAAAUUCCUGUGCAUUUCUCGACUCUCGUGCGACAGUUUCCAUCCCAGUUUUUACUCGAUUAUUGUUCGGACACUUCCUAUCGAAGGACCGUAGAAUACACAGGCGGUUUCUCGUUAGUUAAACAAUGUCCAGCUAGCGUGAAGCCAACAGUUUAUCCUUCCAGUUUGAGACGCUAGCUAACACCACCAGCACCGACCCCCGGAGCCUUCCUGCAACAUCUCCCAUCACUGGCAACCAGCGAUGCAGAAGACAUGACGAUAAAGCAGACGACUUCGUCCUCCUGUCAGUGAGCGUGUCUCCGUGUUAUCUCCUGUGUGUCGAUCAUUCAUCCUGACUAAAUGAAUUUCUUGCGUAAUCGUCUGGUUGUUCUGGGCCUGGUGUUGUUGGCCACGUUACUACUCUACCUGCUGCUGCCAUCCAUUCGCCAGGGCAGCAUGGAGCCGUCCCUCGAAGCCCAGAGAAUGGGGCUGAUGGGCACCCCUCCUCCUCCGCUUCCAACUAUCAACGUGUCCAUUCGCACCGGCCAGCUACCCGGGGACCCUCCGCUAUUCUUCAGAGAAGCUUUACCUAUUGAUGGAGCUGGGCGACAGAUACUGCCAAGGCUGCAAGUGGUCCUUCUGCACGGCCAGGCCUUCACAUCCAAAACCUGGGAGGAGCUCGGUACGAUGGCCCUGCUGGCAACUAAAGGAUAUCAGGCCUUAGCGAUGGAUCUUCCAGGGUACGGAAAAUCGCCGGACUCGGAGGCUCUGAAGACAGAUCAGAAUCGAGUGGACCUCCUUUCAAGGUUCAUGGAGUCUUUGGGCGUCAGGGCCGCUGUGCUCUUGAGCCCUUCCAUGAGCGGACAUUACUCCAUCCCCUUCCUCAUGAAGAACAGCGAGCAGCUACAUGGCUUCAUUCCCAUAGCGCCAGUCGGUACCCGAAGUUACACUCCACAGCAGUACCAAAAUAUCCAGACUCCCACUCUAAUUGUGUUUGGAGCUCUGGGCACAAAUUUGGGUGCCCAGUCCCACAAGAACCUCAUGCAACUCCCAAAUCAUUCGGUGCUCAAGUUAGAAGGAGCUCGUCACGCCUGCUACAUGGACAAACCCAGAGAAUUUCACCAAGGGUUGAUCGACUUCCUGAGCAAACUCAAGUGAGACAUGUGGCAGAGGAAGAGGAGGUAGAAAGAUGAAAACAGUCAGAGGAACACUAGUCAGUGGUUUAGGUUCUAAGAUCUUCAUCAUUCUCAUAUUAUUAUCACCUGAAGAGAACAGUGGCAUGGGAACAGGUUUUAAUACAUGAAAAUUGGCAUGUGAAACCUUGCAGCUACACUUAACAGUACAGUAUUUCAGAUGUUUCCUUUAAUUUUCCAUUGUGUCAAAUACUAGUUCAGCUGAGCUUGUUCUUAAAAAAAAAAGCUUCAAUUUGUAUAGUGGUAAGUUUUGUUUCAUGUGUUUCAUGUCUCUGUUUGCAUGUAAAAACAUGGAAUGUGUUUGUUUCACUCCGUUACCAUUUUUGUAGGUGACACGUAGGCUGCUGUAAAUAUGCAAAUGUAUUAGGUGCCUGUGUUUGAAUAGCUUCUAUUAGCUUCACAUUUGAGAAACACAUUUGUAUAUUAAGGUCUGGUAACCAUUCCAGCUUCUGAGGAAACACAUGCUUGACAAAAGCAGAAUUGAUAUUCACUGUAAAAUUAAAAAAAACGCACAAAAUGGAAAAUAUAAAAUGAAAAAAAAAUCACA